Messenger RNA from Rhineura floridana, 1763 nucleotides. RefSeq names its product flap endonuclease 1-like. Gene Ontology annotation, molecular function: DNA binding; magnesium ion binding; RNA-DNA hybrid ribonuclease activity. The coding region runs from base 91 to 1209 and encodes 372 amino acids. NCBI's taxonomy places the organism in Eukaryota, Metazoa, Chordata, Lepidosauria, Squamata, Rhineuridae. The transcript has 11 exons. The record is from RefSeq and is a predicted model, not a curated record. Gene Ontology annotation, cellular component: nucleus.
UCGGCUCGGCUGGCUCGGCUCCUCCUCCGCCGCCGCCCGACUUAGCCCCAGAGGCAGGGCGCGCCUGUCCGGGCGUGCUGGGCAUCGGCCAUGGGGAUCUCCAAGCUGGCCGAGCUGAUCAAAGACUAUGCACCGGACGCCGUGAGCUCCGUCCGCCUGGAAGAGUACCGAGGCCGUGUGGUGGCCUUGGAUACCUCCGUGGCCAUCUACCAGUUCCACACAGCCAUGCCAGAGAUCAUCAACCGCCACGGGCAAAAUAUCAGAGCGUUGCAGGGGCUGUUCUACCGGACGUUUCAUCUGCUGGAAAAUGGCAUCAAACCGGUGUUUGUGUUCGAUGGGAAACCCCCGGACCUCAAGCAGAGAGUGGUUCGUCAGAGAGAAUCCCUGUUGGCCAAACGGGCCGCAGCCAGGAGGAAAGCUGCAGAUUCUACCACGGGUGAAGAACCACAACAGCUCCCAAAGAGAGACUGGGAGACCCUGUUGAGCUGCUUGGGAGUUCCCUAUGUGCAGGCUCCAGCCGAGGCGGAAGCGACUUGUGCAGCUCUGGUGAAGUCUGGGCACGCCUGGUGCACGGCCACAGAGGACAUGGAUGCGCUGCCCUUUGGAAGCUCACGCCUCCUGCGGCAUCUUAAUGUUAAGAAGCGUGUCUUCGAAGAGAUCUCCUUGCCUGUACUUCUGCAAAAGCUGGGCAUAACUCAAGAGCAGUUUGUGGACCUCUGCAUCCUGCUGGGCUGUGAUUACUGUGAAAAGAUCCGAGGCAUUGGCCCAAAAAAGGCUCUGAAGCUGUUGCAGAAGCAUGAGAACAUUGAGCACAUCUUGCAGUCCUCCAGUCCUCAGAAACACAAGUUGCCUGGAAACUGGCCCUUGGAACAGACGCGGCAGCUCUUUCUGCAGCCGGAGGUGGCGGAGAUGAGCCAGGUGGCCCUAGAGUGGAAGGAGCCUGACGAGGAGCGGCUGGUGCAAUUCCUUGCACAUGAGAAGCACAUGAAUGAGAAGCGUGUUCGUGGACGAAUUGAAAAGUGGCGGAAGACCAGCCAGAAGAGCACCCAGCCCCAGUCACCUGGCCCCGUCGCUAAGGGCAGCAGGAGGCAGCAGAAGGUGAAGGAGUUCUUCCAGGUCAAGAAACGGCCACACAAGGAACCAAACUCUCAGCCUUGCAGGAAGAGGAAGAAAUCCCAGGAACAGUCAGAAACGGCAGUGGGGACUUGAGCAAGUAGCUCCCCUUCACUCCAGCUUGUGAGACCCGCAUGCCAGCAAGGCCGCUUGAACAUUGUUACCUAGGUGUCCAGUCUUGCUGGCAUCCUGGGCAUUUAUUUUUUCUUUUUAACAAAAAUUAUAUACCAUUUACUUGACAGAAAAGCUUUAAGUGGUUUAUAAAGAACAAUCUAAAACAUUCAUUAAAAAUACCUAUAAAAGCAAACGUGAAAAGCAAGUCACCAUAGCCUUUUGUAAAAAAUAAAGAUAAAAUCUGGAAUUUUAGAACAAUUGGAUGUAAUAAAAUUAGAUUUUAAAUAUUACAUGUGAAAUGUGUCUGGGUAGACUUUCUGGAAGAAAAAUGCUUUGAGCAGGCACCAAAACAAUACAGUGAAGGUGCCUGUCUAAUAUUAAUGACCAUUAACUGCUUCGCUCUUUCAGCUUUGCUCUAUAGGUGACUGUGCAAGGCAGGAGUCUUUGAUAGAGGAAGCAAAUCCUGACAGGCACUGGCUGCCCUAUAAAGUCACGUUCAUUGAUUGGGGGGAGCAAGAGCUCCAGGUGUAUGCAAA